This is a messenger RNA of Ctenopharyngodon idella (grass carp), 4290 nucleotides long. Its product is annotated as sushi, nidogen and EGF-like domain-containing protein 1. NCBI's taxonomy places the organism in Eukaryota, Metazoa, Chordata, Actinopteri, Cypriniformes, Xenocyprididae. Bases 1166 to 2968 code for a protein of 600 amino acids. The transcript is spliced from 13 exons. Gene Ontology annotation, biological process: cell-matrix adhesion. The record is from RefSeq and is a predicted model, not a curated record.
AGCAUUAACACACAGUGUCUACUGAAGAGUGGAGCCUGUGGUUAAGUCAAGGAUGGGUCUUCUAACAUUAAGACUAUGUACUGCCUUAUUUAAAAAGCCGUAACUGUGCUUGUUGAUGCAGUAGUGCUGUAAUCUCUAUUUUGGCUCUUUUAGCACAUGCAUGUGUGAAUUGUGUGCUAUUGCUAGCUGGAUGAAUGAAGCACUUAAUUUACUCAAGUAACACUAUUUGGUUUUUUUUCCAGGGCUAUGGGUUUGCCAUGCAUGGUUUUAACAAGUAAAUCACAUCACCGUUCAAGUAAACACAACAAUUUGCAGGAAAUGUUACAUUAGUUUGCUGAACUUAAAUGAGUUGUUAGGAAUACACACCCACUAUAUUUAACUUAAAAUGAAUUAGUUGUUGAAACAAAAAUGUGUUUUUACUUGUUUUUUUUUUUUUGUUUUUUUUUUAAGGUAUGCUUUUUUUAAAAGUAAGGUUAAUUAAUUAGAUUUUACAGUGAAUAAGUUGAGAUGCCAGUCUUAUGAAGCAAUAAGCCAUUCAAGGGACUUAAUGUUUUUAUGAUUUUAUAAAAAAGCAAUAGGAUAAAAGACAGUGUUUAAUAAUUAUUUAGCUUUAUUUAUUAAUAAUAAUAUUAACCCUUGUGCAUCCUUGAGGACAUUUUUGUCUUUUUCAUUUUUUUUUUUAUCAUUUUGCCUGUUAAUGCCAACUGCGUUUGAUGCAUCUACUGUACGUAGUGUGUACAAGUUUUGCAAAACUAUCACAAGAUUUGUAUUUGCUGCUACAAAGGUCAUGGUUAGGUAGGCUCACUGUGGGACUCCAGAUAAACACUGGGGUACAAGAAGGGGUACAAGAAGAGUAAAAUACUUUUCUUCAGUACUGUACCGUGUAACCACAUGUAUGUAGCUACACAAUGUGUCCACUGUAAAACAUUUUAAGGUAAGCACAUAGUUAAAGAUACCUAAUAUAAAUUGUUACUUGGAAUUAAAUAUUGGCUUUGAAAGCGGCACCUACAGUCAGAUUUCAAUGUCAGAAAGAUUUAAUUUCUAAUAAGAUUUGAUCAAGAAUUUCAGAUUAACAUCAGUUUAACUGCAUUUUUGCAAUAAGAAUAAUAAAGCCCUCUCUGAUUACAGAAGAAGGACUCCUGGUUUAUUUCAUGACUUUGUCAUCAUGAGAUUGUCUCCAGUUUUACAGCGUCUGCUGGUUUUAAUAUCAGUACUGUCACUGACGAGGGCACAAACAACACCUGCACCCACAACACCUGCACCCACAACACCUGCACCCACAACACCUGCACCUGCACCCACAACACCUGCACCCACAACACCUGCACCUGCACCCACAACACCUGCACCCACAACACCUGCACCUGCACCCACAACACCUGCACCCACAACACCUGCACCCACAACACCUGCACCUGCACCCACAACACCUGCACCCACAACACCUGCACCUGCACCCACAACAACUGCACCAACAACAGUGUCAGCCAUUGCACAAACAACUGGAAAGCCAUGGACAGCACCAGCGAUAUUCUAUCCAUUCGGCUCAGCUGCAGGAGACACAGAACAUGUUUUUUACAAUUAUAAUGGUGAUGAAAGCUACGUAUCUGUUGGCAUAUCCACUCCAUAUACGUUCUUUGGCCGCACAUACAACCAGUUAUACGUUCAUUCUAAUGGACUCCUUACAUUCAACCAACCUCAACCAGCAUCAGGACCCAACUACAAUCCCACCAGAGGAGCUGAAGAUUUCAUUGCUCCUCUCUGGGGUGACAUUGACGACCAGUACAGUACCGUUAUGUUCUCAUAUCAUCAGUACAGAAAUGGAAGUGUGCUCACUCGCGCCACUCAGGAUAUAAACCAGUAUUUCCCUCAGAAGACAUUCACUGCUUCUUCAGUCUUUGUUGUCACUUGGGAAUUUGGUGAUCGCACAAGCCCAGCAAUCACGUUGCAAGUGGUUUUAAUUUCAGGUGGAGGUUUUUCUUUCUUUUUGAUGAAUUAUGGUAACUGUGCUAUGAUAUCUGAUCAAGUUCAGGCUGGGUAUGACACAAUAAACUCCACAAACUUCUUUGUAAUUCCUGAUUCAAUUAAUGGCAACUACCAAAACCUCAAGAACACGAGUAACGUGAACGUUCCAGGUCGCUGGGCCUUCCUUGUGAACAACGCACCAGGGAUAUUCUAUCCAUUCGGCUCAGCUGCAGGAGACACUGAAUAUUCUUUUAAUAUUUAUAAUGAUGAAAGCUACGUAUCUGUUGGCCUAUCCACUCCAUAUACAUUCUUUGGCCGCACAUACAACCAGUUAUACGUUCAUUCUAAUGGACUCCUUACAUUCAACCAACCUGAACCAACAUCAGGACCCAACUACAAUCCCACCAGAGGUGCUGAAGAUUUCAUUGCUCCUCUCUGGAGUGACAUUGACGACUAUUACAGUGGCGUGUUCUCGUAUCAUCAGUACAGAAAUGGAAGUGUGCUCACUCGCGCCACUCAGGAUAUAAACCAGUAUUUCCCUCAGAUGAGAUUCAAUGCUUCUUCAGUCUUUGUUGUCACUUGGGAAUUUGGUGAUCGCACAAGCCCAGCGAUCAAGUUUCAAGUGGUUUUAAUUUCUGGUGGAGGCUUUUCUUUCUUUCUGAUGAAUUAUGGUAACUGUGCUGUGCUAUAUGAACAAGUUCAGGCUGGAUAUGACACAAUAAACUCCACAAAGUCCUUUGUAAUUCCUGAUUCAAUUAAUGGCAACUACCAAAACCUCAACAACACAAGUAACAUAAAAGUCCCGGGUCGUUGGGCCUUCCUUGUGAAUAAUGGAUCAGAAAGUGUCAUAGGAGUUCAGCUGAAAGUUGCCUCAUUUACAGACCUAACACAGAGUGGGAACAUUGAGAUUUUGCUGCAGAAAAUAAAACAAGAUUUGGUCAGUCAUGGACUGUCAAGUCAGUUUGAGCUGAAGUUGAGAAAAGUCAAAAAGACACAGCCGUAAUAUCAGCCUCAUACAUGGAAGGACAUUAAAACAGAGACCAGAAUGCCAUUGCCAUUGAAGAUUUAGACAUCCCUGCUCACUCUACAGGAAGGGGAACUUACGUAAUUUCUCAACCUUCAAAUUAUUUUCUGUUUCUCACAGGCAUAUAUAAUGCACAUAAUCAACCACAUACAAACAUGAAAUUAUGUAAUAAUAGUAACAAUAAUGAUGAUAAUAAUAAUUACAUUAAUAGCAGCUAUAUGUUCCAACUCUUUUCUAUGUUUAUUUAGCUUAAAUAAUCAUAGUUGAUCCUCCUUUUUUUUUUUUUUUUCCUGUGUCCCAUCAUUCUUUGUGUUAUCAGAUCUCUUUAACAGCUUCAGGGUUUUAAACUAAUCAAACUGAUCUGUAGUAUGUGAACAAUAAAAUUAAAUCUGUUAUUUGUCUGCAACUUUUUAAUGGAAACAUAACUUAAAAUAAGAAGACAAAUACUUGACCAAACUGCUUUGCCUUUAAAACACUUUGAAUAGUCUCAGUGGUGAGAAAUAUGUGAAAUAUUUUAUUUAGUCUACUUUUGUCUGUUUAGCACCUUUAUCAAGUAAAACAAAACAAAUCUUGUUUCAUUUAGAUUGGCAUAAAGAAAUAAUGUAUAAAAAUGAGCCUACUGAAAUACGUCUAUAUUUGAUAGACUGAGAGCUUAUUUUGGUGCCUGUGGCUGAGGGAACCUGUCUGUUCAUUUGCUCACCACCAGGGGGAGACAAUAGGUUAAUGUGGGUGAUUGAGAUACCUGAGCACUGCAGAAAAUGAACUGCUAAAAUAAAUCAGUUCAUUCUGGUCUCGUUACCUUUCAUUAAAAUGUAAUAGCUUGCUCAUUGUGAAAGUAAAAUAGAUUUUUAAUGCUAUUUUUUAAGUUACCUUACUAUUAUAUGUCAUUUACAAUAUAUGACAGAAAUAGAGUAGUGUAAUGAACCCAACUGCCACUAAGGGGCACUGGUGAGACUUCUUAUCGUGGGCUAACGCUUACACUGCCACCACCUUUAAUUUUUUUUUGCAAUUUUAACAAACAGAGGUUACAAUAACCUACAAACAAUCUUUCAGAUAAUAUGUUAUGGCUCAAUAGUCAACAAAGGAAGGGAGAGGGAGCCCCCCACAAAAAUGAACAAAAGCAUAUCAAAAGAAUACUAAACAUGGCACAAAUUCUAGAUGUUUUUAUUACAGACAUUGAGAUUGUAUUUAAAUACAAAUUCAGUUCUUGUUUGAAGAUGUUAAAGCAGGGUUUACUUUUUGUAUAUUUACAUUUAUGGAUACAAAACUUUCCAAUAAAUAAAAGAUUUAUACAAAAACUU